GGUGCUUGUUGCAGGGGCAGGAUGUACACUCUGCUGUCUGGGCUCUACAAAUACAUCUUCCAGAGGGACGAGUACUGUGUCCUGAUCCUUGGCUUGGACAAUGCUGGUAAAACUACCUUCCUUGAACAAACUAAAACCCGAUUCAACAAGAACUACAAAGGGAUGAGUUUGUCCAAAAUCACAACCACUGUGGGAUUAAACAUUGGUACUAUUGAUGUUGGCAAAGCUCGGCUCAUGUUCUGGGAUCUGGGAGGACAGGAGGAGCUGCAGUCUCUCUGGGACAAGUACUAUGCUGAGUCUCAUGGAGUCAUCUAUGUUAUUGACUCCACUGAUGAGGAGAGGCUCUCGGAGUCUAAAAGAGCUUUUGAGAAGAUGAUCACCAGUGAAGCUCUGGAGGGGGUUCCCAUCCUGGUCUUGGCUAACAAGCAGGAUGUAGAG
This is a messenger RNA of Merops nubicus (carmine bee-eater), 438 nucleotides long. It is a transcript of the gene ARFRP1, whose product is annotated as ADP-ribosylation factor related protein 1. Gene Ontology annotation, biological process: intracellular protein transport; protein localization to organelle; Golgi to plasma membrane protein transport. The transcript is spliced from 5 exons. Gene Ontology annotation, cellular component: Golgi apparatus. The annotation marks the transcript as partial. Lineage: Eukaryota; Metazoa; Chordata; Aves; Coraciiformes; Meropidae. The record is from RefSeq and is a predicted model, not a curated record. Gene Ontology annotation, molecular function: GTPase activity; GTP binding.